Rosa rugosa (rugosa rose) is the source of this 1020-nucleotide messenger RNA. RefSeq lists its product as uncharacterized. The transcript has 2 exons. NCBI's taxonomy places the organism in Eukaryota, Viridiplantae, Streptophyta, Magnoliopsida, Rosales, Rosaceae. The coding region runs from base 147 to 995 and encodes 282 amino acids. The record is from RefSeq and is a predicted model, not a curated record.
ACCGGCUGUCAUGUAAAGGAUACGCUGGAUUGGAGGAAGAACUAGUAAGUUAUCAAUUAAUGGUUUCAUGGUUUGUGACAUUUUGAUUUAUUUGAUGUAUACGAUAGUAUAGAUAUUGACAUAAUCAAUUGAUGUAGUCUGCAACUAUGGCUGAUGGAGAACUUGAUCGUGCAACAAUGUGGAUCAAAGCACGUCAAGAUAAGAAUGGUGGGUUUAAAGAUCCUUCAAUCGAGAAGGCCAACAAAAUUGUAAGCCGUUCCUAUUUUGGUUUGUCAAAAGGAAUUUUCAAUGUAAUGUUGCAACAUAACCUGACCACUUAUAUUUUUCAGGCUGUUUUGAAGAAAAAGGAGGUUGAGGGAGAGUUAAGCACUUCUGGAGCAAAUGAUGUGUUGACCUUAGCAUUGGGAAAUCCUGAAAAUACUAGAAUAGUAAGAGGAGUAGGAGGAAAUGUGAGGAAAGCUGCAUACUUUAACCUCCCAAAGCACCGAAAGCAAAGUGUUAAACAGACUGUUAGGUUGAGUAUUCAGAAAAUAAUGGAACAAGAGAGGGAGAAGAUACUAGCAGAAGAACGAGUAAUUUGGGAAGAGAGGCUUAAGAGGUUAGAAGAUAAAUUCAAUUGGAAGGCUGUGCAAACUGAGUCCGCCAAAGUUUCCACCAUUUAUAGGAAAAUGGGUUCUGGACAAGGAAGUUCUUCAAAUCUGCAUGAGAAAGCUGCCCAGGCAACUGAAAUGCGGAUUCCAACCACAUUCAGAAAGUCCUUGGAGUUAGAACUUCAUGAGGAGCCUGUGGAAAAUCUCAGUCCCAUUAAUGAAAAGAAAUUGGAUGCUACGGCAAAGGCUGAGCAAAAUGGUCCCAUUCUUGUUGAUCUGGAAAAACAGAAGGCUGAAGUUCAGCCACAGACAAUUGGAAAAGAGUGUCAAUUGGCUUCUGGUUCAAUCGAUAAUGUUGUGGCUAUUGCAACAAUUAUAGAAGUCAAAGACGAAAGCAACAGCUAGCUUAUCCAUGGUGUUCCAUUGGGCG